Molecule: messenger RNA, 1416 nt
Organism: Tetrapisispora phaffii CBS 4417
Lineage: Eukaryota; Fungi; Ascomycota; Saccharomycetes; Saccharomycetales; Saccharomycetaceae
Gene: PRP31
Product: U4/U6-U5 snRNP complex subunit PRP31
Exons: 1
Coding region: 1-1416 (471 amino acids)
Biological process (GO): spliceosomal tri-snRNP complex assembly; mRNA splicing, via spliceosome
Cellular component (GO): U4 snRNP; U4/U6 x U5 tri-snRNP complex; precatalytic spliceosome
Source: RefSeq, a predicted model, not a curated record
AUGGAAGAGGAGGAUUUCUUUAAGGAUUUGGAAAAUGAUUUGAAAGGUAGUGAUAAUGAGGUGGGAAGUGAGGUCGGAUUGGAGGUUGAAAUGCAUGGGGCCAACGUGGAUUCUGAUAUUGAGAACCCCAUUGAGUAUUUGAAAGAGUUCUUAAACGGUAAAAAAUGUCUGUUGAUAAAGGAUCUAGAGGCAAUGCGAAAUCAUGAAAUAUUAAAUGUUAUUAAUGAGUAUAAUGUGACCAUCAAGCUUCUGGACAGGAUCAAACUCGAGAAUGGUAUUGUAGAGGUGGCCUCUAUAUUGAAUAAGUACUCAAAAAUUAUACAAGAGGAAAGUUCCAAUGUGUUCGCAUAUAUUAAAAUUCUUUAUAAACCAAGGUUCCCAGAAUUGGAAACACUUCUAACAAAUCCAAUAGAUUUUAUUGAAGUUCUUAAAUUAUUAGAGGAAAAUAUUACUGAAAUUUCAAACGAUGACUAUAUAGCUACUCUGUUAGAGAAUGAAUCCAAUAUCAGUUCUGAGAAAAGGUUGGUUGUUAUUAUGUCAAUCAAAACAUGUUUCAAUAGCUCAUUCAUAUUUACAGAGGAUGCUAGAGGGAAACUGAGUUCAGUACUGGAACUCUUAAACAUUUUAAUGAAUUCGAAAACAGAGGCAGUUCAGUAUUUGUCAUCAAAAAUUGGAACCAUUGCACCUAACCUAUCCACAUUAAUAGGAACUUCCAUUGCCUCCCUUUUGAUCUCACACACAGGCAGUAUCCUCGAACUGAGCAAAGUCCCUAGUUGCAACCUUGCUUCUAUUGGUAAGAAAAAAUAUUCAUCAUCAGCGCAACAUAUUACCUCUGUUAGUGGUGUACGCCAAGAGGGAUACAUUUAUAACUCGGAAUUAAUACAAAAUAUGCCAAUUUCGACACAUAAGCAAUUAUUACGUAUGCUAUGUGCAAAAGUCUCGCUAGCGGCGAGGGUUGAUGCUGGCUUACAGAUAGCAGCGGACACGAGAACCGACAACAGUCUGGGGAUCAAAUGGAAGGAAGAGAUUCUAGAUAAAGUCCGUAAAUUGAACGAAGCACCAAACAUUGCACUAGUGAAACCUUUGCCAGUACCUCAGGAUAGCAACAAGAAAAAGAGAUCAGGCCGUAGGUUUAGAAAGUACAAGGAACAGUUCCAAUUGUCGAACAUACGAAAGUUACAGAACCGUAUGGAGUUUGGGAAAGAAGAACAAACGUACAUGGACAGCACUGGGGAAGAAGUAGGCUUGGGUAUGAUAAAUUUAUCAUUAAAGGAAGCAUCGGGUAUGGCACAGGGCAUCACUAAGAGGACCAACAACUCGGCGAAACUCACUAAAAAAUUAAAGCAUCGUCUACAGGAUGCAAAUAUGCAAACAGAGGACUACAUAAACUCAUUAAGUAACACAUUGAAUCAAUAG